UUUGUGUGGUCUCUGGUUCUUGGACGACUGUUGACGUUAGGCUAUCAGUUCAAAAUGGAGGGAGAUCCAGCGCCCGCUUCCUCAGGUCCCGCUGCUUCCUCCGCUCCAAUUUACGCCUUCAUUCAGCGCGCCAAUCGGCUGCUGACACGUGUCGAGAGCCGGCCUGCUAGCAAGCUGAGCGCAGAGUGCCGCCGUCGCAUCGUUAAGCUCAUCACCCGCGAGCGACGAUUUCUGUCCUCAUUAUUGGCUCACCCAUUUCCCGCUACAGGCCCGCUGGAGCAGCCAGCGGCGCAGAAGGCGCGGCGAGGCUCAAGAUGGGUGUCGAAUCGGCUUCAAAGGCAGUUCCAACCUCCCCCACAUGGAGACGAUCGUUGCCGCCCUAUGCCACCCGCUGGUGUCGCAGGCGUCUGCAGCCAUGACGCACUUCCCCACUGCAGCAGCCCCGGCCAGUCGGAAGCUGACACAUCAGCAUCAGCACCCUAAUCCAACAACCAUUUCUGAUUCGGCAAUCAAAUCCGAUCCGACGGUUCACAUCGAUCCAACAGUGCAUGUUGAUCUGGUGUGUCUGUUCAACGGCCUGCCAACCUGGCUGCUGGCAACAGCUCGCAACCCCAACCGGAUUGGUUAUCAAGACACCGUGUCAGCGCCAGUUUCAGCCACAUGGGAAAGAAACCAGGUUCCCCCUGCCUUCCGCUCGUCUGAUCGCGGCAUUCGUCGGCGCAUCCUUUCAGCCCAAUCAGCAGCUGCCACGUGUCCCCCUGCAGCGAGGCCAGAGGCGGUUGUGGUGGUGUUCGGGCGGGGCGUGAGGGAUAGUGUGGGGGCGAUGGUGGAAAGAGAUAUGGGGGGGGAGAGAGUAGUGGGUGGGAGAGAGUUGGUGAGGGAGAGUUGGGUGAAUGGUCCAGGGGGAGUGAGACUGGGGGGGUUGGUGGAUGGGGAGGUGGGAGGUGAGAGUGUGGGGAGGGUGGCGGAAGAAAGUAUGGGGGAAGGAGAAGGAGUGAUGCACGCGGAAGGACGGUCAACAGCAAUGGAGUCAAAAGCAAUGGAUCCGGAUCGAAUGGAGGAAGAGGAAAGGGAGGAGGGAGCGGCGGGUUGGGCGAAGGGAGGGGGUGCGAUGGUUGGAGAUGAACAGGGGUGUGUGGAGGGGGUAGGGGAGGAUGAGAUGGCAGACAGUUGGGCAGAAACAGAGGAAGAAGAGGAAUAUGAGGAUGAAGAUGACUUUCGUGUGCUGGCAGAUUCAGAGGGGCAAAGGAGAUGGUGGGAAAGAAGGGGAGGAGGAGGAGGGGGAGAAGAAUGGGUGGGGAGUGUGAGCAUGCAGUGUGAUGGGGGUACUGAGAUUCCAAAUGGUGCUGAGAUGUCGUUUGGUGCUGACGUGGCACGUGGUGUGUGGUUCCGUAUCUCCACGCGUGCGCUUCCUGCACACGUGGUAAAGCUACUUGGCUGUGCGCACACUCAGCCUAGUGGAGUAGCUCCACAUGCACAGUCGCCUAGUGAAACACCAGAGGAAACACCUGAGAAGACACCUGAGAAGACGCCUGGAGAAACACCUGAAGAAAUGCCUGAUGGAAGAAAGCUCUGUCCAAGAUCAGAAUGGAGUGAGGGGAGAGCGAUGAAGCUGGAUGUGAGAGCUGAUGUGAUUAAAUUGGAGGCAACAGAAGUGAUUCACUCUAAUGAGGCAGCUGCUGGGGUGAUUAACCUGGAUGUGACAGCAGCGGUGGCUCUGGUCUCAGAGUUGACCCACGGGGGCGCACAGAGGAUCGCAGGCUCGGCAGAACCGGAGCUGAGGGCGAGGUUCGGAAACACAUGGCAGUUCAUGAGAGAGCAGGCACAAUCUGAGCUGGCCCACCCUCAGCUUCAGGUGCUGCAGGGGGUGCUUCACAACAAGGAUGUGAUCAUGUGCCAAACUGCUUAUAACGAGUACACCUCUAUCGUGGACGUCAUUGCUGGACCCAGGGAAAAGCAGAGGGCUGCUGCUCUGUUGACCUCUUGUGUCAGAGUGGUGCCAGAUCAGCCUUCCUCUCGUCUGCUCUCUCUGCCUACCACUGCGCGAAUCAAGCAGCGCCACAUCAUCAUCUUUGGGACCUCUGACAGUUGGGGGUGCGCAACACUUUCUGCCAGCACGGCAUUUGUCCGGGCAGCACGACACGCUGGCGCACUAGUGAGAGUGGUGGAGCAUCGCCCGUCUGCAUUGAUGGGGGAGUGAAUGGACGUCUGGAUUGGAUUCCGAACAAGGCGAAUAUCAGUGGCUUGUGAUUCUAUCCUACCAAAUGUCACCCCACUCCUAGCAAUUCCACUGUGAAGCCACUGCCGUGUCAAUCGCCAUGUAGACACGUGCCGAUUAAAUCCGUCGUUUUCCUCGUUACAGGCUGUUCUACAUGCUUUAGGAGGGUUCCAGAAGUACUUACAUGCCCCUUACCCUCAUGGUAUUCUUGGAAGCACACUCAAUAUCUUGUGUGGUGCUUUUGGAACAUAUGUUGGAGGUUCAAGAAGUGUAUUA
Closterium sp. NIES-67 is the source of this 2494-nucleotide messenger RNA. The record is from the annotation of a GenBank genome assembly. NCBI's taxonomy places the organism in Eukaryota, Viridiplantae, Streptophyta, Zygnematophyceae, Desmidiales, Closteriaceae.